Molecule: messenger RNA, 3402 nt
Organism: Gregarina niphandrodes
Lineage: Eukaryota; Apicomplexa; Conoidasida; Eugregarinorida; Gregarinidae
Exons: 2
Coding region: 1-3402 (1133 amino acids)
Biological process (GO): protein export from nucleus
Cellular component (GO): cytoplasm; nuclear pore
Molecular function (GO): nuclear export signal receptor activity
Source: RefSeq, a predicted model, not a curated record
AUGGACGUGGCGACCCUCUCCCAGCUAUGUUCAAGCUACUGUUCUGCCGACCCUAGACAACAAAUGGACGCCUAUAAGGCACUCCUACCUUACCUCGAUAGACCCGAGACUUGCGUGCCACUGAUGCAAUGCCUUAAAGCCGAACAAAAUCCACUAGUCAUUUCAUUCAUUGCAACAGCACUCAGGCAAAUUAUUGUCAAUCAAUGGCCCCAAAUCGACACCAAGUUACGAGAAGAGCUGAGGACAGCCUUGCUAGGUUAUCUACAACGCAGUGGACUGAGAUUCGCGGUUACCAAUCCCGAACAGAUUGCGGCAGUGAUUAUUGUAUACGUUAAGCUAACUUAUCUCCAAUGGACGAAUAAUCCGGAACAGCAGAAGGUGGCGGAUGAGUUAUCACCGCUUUUGCAAUCCAAUACAGAGUCUUGGAUCUUGGCUAUGAAUAUUUACUCGGAAGUAAUUCAGCAGUGGGAAGGAACAUCGUCGCGAAUAAUAGGCAAGCAGCUGCGAACAAAUGUUUUACCACCUGUGCUUAAAUCAGCUCUGGAUAUGCUUCUUAAAUUCAUGGAUGGAACACUAGCAAUUCAGGAUACGAAGGAGUCUCUUGAGUUGGUCAAGUCCACACUUACCUUCAUACGAAACGCACUCUCCUUCAGUUCUACCGGCUCCGGACUGAGCAUAUCUAACGAGACAUUUGUUUUGAACAGUUCAGAGAGCGUAACGGGCGCCAAGGAACUCCAGUGCGGCAAGAUAUUCAUUGCAAUGUACCAAAUAUUUUGUAAAUUAUCGAGCGCACACGCGCGCGAUUGCAAAAUAUUAUGCCUUCAAUGCCUAUGCGCCUCGAUGAAUUCUCUUCCUAGAAAGCAGACGCAGCUGUGCAUUUAUGCUCAGGAGCUAAUAGAAUUUGUUUUGAACGUCAUUUCGAACAAUCUUGGGUUCGAUCAGACUGUGGGAAGACUGGACCAGACAUUUACCGAAUUCACGAUAUUCCUCUCGCAGAUGGCUUCUGCAAUUACGUUGAACACAAUCAAGACGGCUAUGUCGGUUAAGGAUAUGCCUGAGUUGUAUUGGUCCCAUUUACAAGAUGCUGAGUGCGUGGAGUUUAUUUCUACUCUCUGUACAUUCACGCUGAAUACGAUAAAGCAGAAGGGAGCUAUGAACGCUACUCAUCAUUUAUUGAAGUUUUGGGCCAAAUUAUUUACGAAUUCUUGCAGUGGUAAAACGGCCUGUGAGUUUCAGCCAGUUCAUCAUUGUGUGUUCAACGUGUAUAGUGCCUUUGUGGAGUACUGUAUGCAGUUGGGUGAGAUCACCUCUUGCCUGGCAAUCUGGAACAAGCUGGAGGAGAGUGGGUGGUUCCAGUCUGGGGGUCCUCGUUGUUUAUUGUUUGACUUGAACAAAAUUCAAGACCUUUCAGAAAAUGUAGAGGGCGACCCGUUAACUGACGAGACUUUGCGAGAGGAGCUUUUGGACCUGCUAACCCAACUCGGCACUGCCAUGGUCCCGGAUGCAGUUGCAAUCAUCUCCAGCGCCUGGGACCAAUGUCUGGCACUGAGCGCUGGCAACACUUCCGUCCCCUUCCCUGAGGAUCUCUUGGUCAAGCGGUUUGCCUGGCUUAUUUACAUUGCCGGCGCAAUCCUUCAAUCUUAUUUCCAGAGUCCCGUUAGUAUCUCGGCCAUGGAGUUCAAGACGUCGGACGCCGACUCGGUGGGGAGAGAGUCGGUCGUCGGGCCGCUGACUCAACGCGUGUUCGGAUACAUGGCGGAGCCGCGGACCAACAUAAGUGCGGAGCUCGCAGAACCCCUUAGUUUGGCUGAGUUGCAGUUUCUCCAGAUCUAUGUCAAGACGUCAACAAACGUGUGCGACGAAACUGUUUUAAACGUAGUGUGUGACAACCUGGUUCACAACCUGGUCUUUAAAGACGGUACCGUCUUGAAGCGAACUGUGGACGUGCUCGCUACCUACACCGAGGGCUUCAGCAUUCAGCUGCAUAGUCCCUCGCUCUACAUUGGUAAGGCGUUGGUCAAGACCAACGCUAUCAAGCAGUUGAUUGAACCUAACUCCUUCCGCUCCAUAGCGGGCCGCAUGCCCACUGCGAAGUUACGCCGGAAACUCUACUGUACCGUGACCCAACUCUUCCUGUACGGCCUGGCCGACGUGGACGACCCCUACGGCAAGCGCAUUUCGGAUGCGAACAAUAUUUUCGACCUGCCCAGCCAGACAGCUUUUAAGACCUUUCUGGCACCGUUUGAAGAGGCGGAGACCCAGGAAGGGGGACCGGCGGCGGCGUUGGAGUUAUGUUGUGACUUCCGGGGCAUUUGCGAGGGUUGCCGCACAGGCGAUGCAUACGUUGCUUUUAUGUCGUGGUUGGUUAAUCGGCCGAGCACACCUGCGCGAUGUCGGAUGAACAUGUUUUACACGGUGUUGGAGAAGCACGCGAACAACUUGGAAGUGAGUUUGACAUGUCUGAAGUUCAUGACGGAAUGCAUCGUGAAUCGGAGAGACCGUUUGUACGCUCAGAACAGUCAAGUGCGGGACCUUGGCAUGGUCGUGAUCCCGGGCCAUGUGCGGGCCUUGUGGCAGUACAUUCAGUCGUGGAAGGACGAUGCGAUAGCAGGUGUGGGUGCCCCACAUGGCGUGGGACAGGAUGUCGUUUACAAGACUCGGUAUCGAGUGCUCAAGACCAUUGUAGAGUUGGUAAAUGGGUUAUUGCAGUGGUUGGACCUGAAGGCGUUUAUGACUACAGAGAUCGCGGUCGUGAUCAAGUGGUGUGUGCGUAUGGUUCUGUCGAUUCCACCACAUGAGUUCCGUGCAUACAUCCGGAAGUUUACGCCCAUGAUCACUUUCGUAGAGAAGGUGGUGUCCUCGUCGAUGAACGUGUACGACAUUACUCCCGACGUCUUUAGCCAGUUGGUCGUACGUCUGCAGGAAGGAAUCCUCAGCUCGGAUAACGCCGCCCAGGUAGCAGCCAACGACGCUCUCAACUCUUUGGCCCGCUACGCCGUUUCUCGGGCAGCUAUUUCCCAAGGCAUCCCCGUCGCCGUAAAUCUGAAAUCCGACUUGCCCCAGAACGAAGAACAAGCCGAAGAAUGGGUCGCCGCCGGACGCGUUUUCAGCGAGUGGUACCAAGGACCCAAUGUCACCGACGUCCUACGUACAUUGUUCACGCUCCUCCAAGCCAACAUAUAUUCUGAUAGAGAUUCGCUUUCCUGUCUCCAUCCGUUGCUCACGCUCCUGCGACAAAAAUCCCAAGAAGUCCGGGACAACUUGGUCGCUCAGGAAAUCGACUUGCAAAGACGCCAACGUCUCGGCGAAGUCCUCGAGGCUCUCUUCCUGUGCAAGCCAGACCUCUCCGAGUCGUCCUACGAAGAACGGUGCGCAGUGCUCGACAGACUAUCCGCCAUAUAG